GUCUUACACCUCCUCUGUGAAAAGGCACAUCUGGCUUUGAUUGCUGUCCAACAACUUGUUUGACACAUCGCAUAAUCACCUCGUCCAACAACCCCGAAACCGAUGAAGACGACUGCAGGCCGCCGAACGACUGAGCGAAACUCGUCGUCCCGAUCAUUCCCGUUUCAGUGAUACGCCCGGAAACACAUAUCAACAAUCCCUGACCCAGCCUGAUUCAGUGCGUCUGACAUCUGCCCGAGGCCAGAGAGAUACGCGGCCUAUCUGCUUUCCAGUUUGCGCGACAACAUGGCCGCUGUUCCAAGACUCCAACAUUGUUGUAAACUGUAUCUCUUGGGCGACAUGAACUUCUUCCACAAAGGCGUAUCAAUGAUGGCAGCUUCGGCAGGACUAUCGCAACAAAACGGCCCCCAUAGCCGAAGUUGUCACGCAGGGACAACCAAACUUCCCAACGCUCCCGAAACUUAGUCU
Messenger RNA from Neurospora tetrasperma FGSC 2508, 468 nucleotides. RefSeq lists its product as uncharacterized. The transcript has a single exon. Lineage: Eukaryota; Fungi; Ascomycota; Sordariomycetes; Sordariales; Sordariaceae. Bases 286 to 465 code for a protein of 59 amino acids. The record is from RefSeq and is a predicted model, not a curated record.